Messenger RNA from Phodopus roborovskii (desert hamster), 491 nucleotides. It is a transcript of the gene CUNH12orf57, whose product is annotated as chromosome unknown C12orf57 homolog. The record is from RefSeq and is a predicted model, not a curated record. The transcript is spliced from 3 exons. NCBI's taxonomy places the organism in Eukaryota, Metazoa, Chordata, Mammalia, Rodentia, Cricetidae. The coding region runs from base 34 to 414 and encodes 126 amino acids. Gene Ontology annotation, biological process: post-embryonic development.
CCUAUUUAUUAGUCAAGUUGCAACUGGCAUUCUAUGGCGUCCGCCUCGGCCCAGCCCGCGGCCCUGAGCGCAGAGCAGGCCAAGGUGGUUUUAGCGGAAGUGAUUCAAGCGUUCUCGGCCCCAGAGAACGCCGUGCGCAUGGACGAGGCCAGAGACAAUGCUUGCAACGAUAUGGGGAAGAUGCUGCAAUUCGUGCUGCCAGUAGCCACACAGAUCCAGCAGGAGGUUAUUAAAGCCUAUGGCUUUAGUUGCGACGGGGAAGGCGUCCUUAAGUUUGCCCGCCUAGUCAAGUCUUAUGAAGCCCAGGAUCCUGAGAUUGCCAGCCUGUCCGGCAAGCUAAAGGCCCUGUUCCUGCCACCCAUGACACUGCCACCCCAUGGGCCAGCUUCCGGAAGCAGUGUGGCUGCCUCCUGAUUUGUCCUUGUCUGUGCACCACUGCUAGGGAAGAAGACCCUGUGCCCCAGAGAAUAAUAAAUGUGCUUGUGACUAAA